Triticum aestivum (bread wheat) is the source of this 1297-nucleotide messenger RNA. RefSeq lists its product as uncharacterized. Gene Ontology annotation, biological process: nucleobase-containing compound metabolic process. Gene Ontology annotation, cellular component: cytoplasm; nucleus. NCBI's taxonomy places the organism in Eukaryota, Viridiplantae, Streptophyta, Magnoliopsida, Poales, Poaceae. The coding region runs from base 307 to 1284 and encodes 325 amino acids. The transcript has a single exon. The record is from RefSeq and is a predicted model, not a curated record. Gene Ontology annotation, molecular function: nucleic acid binding; 3'-5' exonuclease activity.
GUACGCGCUAACCGGCUGCCGCUUGGCCCGUGAUUUUGCCUGCCUGUAGUCGUACGGCUUCUCCCUCUUGCUCCGCAGCUCAUACACGCGUCUCCACGCGCGCGACACGCUGCCGGAUCUCGCCGAGUCGCCGAUCCCACGACCUGCUGCUGCAACUCACUUCCGCCUAGGCAUCCAACCACACGACUGCUUCUCCAUCCUCUGGAUCAACAUACAACGGCCUCUCCAACCUUGCUCUGAUACCACUUGUUAAAAUAAAUCCGAGGCACGCGGGUCGAUCCACCGAGGAACAAGCAAUCACAGACAAUGAUGACACCGAGAUUUGUUAACGAGGUUCGGCGAACUCGCCUACUCCCCGGGGCAAUGACUACGGGCGCUCCUCCCCGAGAUACCGCAACACCGGCCACCCGGGCGCCGGCACAAGCCGCCAGCACCCCCUUGCGAGCCUGUCGCUAUCUAGUCAUCAUGGGUUACAACGUGGGGUGCCUCCUCAUAUAUAAGAGGCCAAGGGUACAACGUGUCCGACUCCGACACUACAAGUAUCCUACCCACACUACAACACCAAGUCCAAGAGUAACCCAACUAGUACAAAAUAUUCGACACAAACACAACACACACAAUGACGAAAAGCCGUACCACUUCGACGCUCAGGGCAUCGACAUCAAAGCGACCGUCACCGUCCGAGCAUCCACGGUAGAGGCGUGGAUAUCGCGCGUGUGGACCAACUUCCUCCGGGACGCCGAGAGGAAGCUCGUCGGCCUCGACACCGAGUUCAGCAACCCCGUCUUCGGGAAGAGGCAGAAGGACCUGCCAAAGGAACAGAAGCAGCGCGCCGCCGUGCUCCAGCUCUGCGUCGCCAACGAGUGCCUGGUGUACCACAUCGUGCACGCGAGGCGCAUACCGGCAAUGCUCAGGAUGUUUAUCGCCGACAAGGACAUCGUCUUCUGCGGAGCCGGGAUCAGCCAGGACCAGGAGAUGCUGGGCUACUACGGGCUGAACAUCGCGUCUUCCUUCGACCUGCAGGAGCGCGUUGAGAUUCCAAAGAGCAUCUGCAGCAAGCCUACCCCAUCGUUGAUUGAUUUAUCGAACUACCUGCUGGGAACAAAGCUCACCAAGGAUGGGGAGAGCGAGAGGUUAAGGAGGUCGGGAUGGGGUGCGUUCCCGUUGACCCUUGAACGGAUCAGGUAUGCGGCGGUUGAUGCUCGUCUGAGCUUCGAGGUCGCUAGGAGGCAUUUCCGAUCUGCUUCCUACGAUCGCCCUGGCGACCGCUUAAAUUCGUCGUGAUUAGAUGAAGUAG